CUCUCCGCAGCGUCAAACAGUGUCUUCCUUCACAUCGGACAGACGACAGAACAGGUCGACCCACCGCCUGCAUCACAUCCACGCUUUGACCUGAACAGCUGACUGGAGCGAGUGAAGCGAAGAGGGGCUGAUGUAGACUUAGGAGAGCCUACAGGGCCAUUUACGUUACUCCCUCCUUCUCCGACUGUCAGCUGGAAGUGCGCAGCGGUUUAUAUGCGGUACAGUAUAUUAUUGAACAGCACUGAGAGACACGAGCUAAUUAGAUUGAUAAAAUAACAGUAGCUGUCUGCGGCUGAAAGCACAGUAAAAAAAUAAAACGCUGGUUAUGAGAGAGCACGCUGCUGUUCAUAUCUGCCUGAAUGACCGUGGAGAUGAAACAUGCCUGAGCAUGAGAGAUGACCAACCUCAGGCUGAGUUUCGUCCUGUGAACUGCAACAUCUAACCAUCUGCUGAAGCCUUCUCUUGACUCGUGUUUAAGAUGGUGAGUAACGCCCUCUCUCUCACGGAUCGGCUCAGUGAAUAGCCGGACGCACAAAGGAGAAAGGAUCUCAGCUCAGCCGCUAAAUAAAACCCUCUACCUUCUGCACAGCGUGGGAGAAAGUGCCACUGCUGUGCUGGUGUGGCAUCUCCGUAGGCUGAUAAUUGGAGUGAAAGCUGUGUUGAGCGAUCAUCUUUCACUCUGAGCCACUCACCUUUCAGGCCGGGGCCGAGCAGCCAGCUCUGAGGGCUAGACUGUCAGCAGAGAGAUUCUUAUGUGGACAGGACAGGCAGAGCUGCACAGUCAUACAUGUGUAAAGCAUCUUCCUCAUGAGACUGAAGAAGCAUACAUGCGGGAAAAGUCAUGCUAUUGUUUGGAUGACCUUCAUACCGGAUUAAGACACUUUAACUGACAUUUUCUUCAUUUCAGUUGGGGCCCAGUGGGGCUGUGUGGUGGGAGCAGGGAGAGCUGGUGUUGAUUCUUCUGCUUUAUGAGUUUUCAUCACUGGGAGAGCGUGUCUGUGUCUGAGGGGCAGGGCGAGCCAGCAUGGCCAAGCCUUUGCUGAAGAUACAGCGCUAUUUCCGUAGGAAACCUGUCCGAUUUUUUUCCCUCAUCCUCCUCUACCUGACCGCCGGGAGCCUCGUCUUCCUGCACUCUGGCUUCGUCGGGGACAGCGGCCCCAGAGCCAGAGGGGGCAGGGACCCUGUGGUAGCUUCAGAGAUGGGCAGCAGGACGUUGUCAGACACUCGGGGGCUUGGCAUCAUAAGUAGAGUGUUUAAGGAGACGCGCAGGUCUGGACGGAGGUAUGGCCCUCCAUGGAUGAAGAAUACCAGGCAGGUGGGCCAGGAGACGGUGCAGAGGGGGGGAGACUACACCAGCAACUGGAACCGUGCACUGAAAGGACGCAAUGCCAAAGACAUGGACGAUGGAAGAGCAAAGUAUAUCGGCUGCUACAUUGAUGACAUAAAGAAAAGAGCGCUGAGAGGAGUUUCCUUUUUUGACUACAAAAAAAUGACUGUAUUUCGUUGCCAGGACAACUGCGCGGAAAGAGGUUACAUGUACGCGGGUCUGGAGUUCGGAGCAGAGUGCUACUGUGGCCACAAAAUCCAGGCACCCAAUGCCUCAGAGAGCGAAUGCAAUAUGGAGUGCAAAGGAGAGAAGAGCAACCAAUGUGGAGGAGCUAACCGACUGUCCAUCUAUAGGCUGGAGCUGAGCCAGGACUCUGCACGCCGCUAUGGCAGUGCCAUUUUCAAAGGGUGUUUCCGCAGGCCAGACAACGUCACUCUGGCACUUCCUUUCAGCUCGGUCAUCCAAAACAUGUCUGUGGACAAGUGUGUGGACAUGUGCACAGAGAGGGAGAAAUCACUGGCCGUCCUGGCUGGGGACCGAUGUUAUUGCGGCUUCCCGACUCCUCUCUUCUCUCUUCAUGAGCUGGAGAACGAGGACAUGUGUCUCUACCGCUGCCAAGGGGAAGAGUUUGAGAGCUGCGGAAACGACGAGUACUUUGUGGUGUACCAGACACAGGUCCAAGAUAACCGCUGCAUGGACCGGCACUUCCUCCCUACUCGUGCCAAGCAGCUGGUGGCCCUCGCCAGUUUCCCCGGAGCCGGCAACACCUGGGCUCGCCACCUCAUAGAGCUUGCCACCGGCUUCUACACAGGCAGCUAUUACUUUGAUGGCUCCCUUUAUAAUAAAGGAUUUAAAGGGGAGCGCGACCACUGGCGAAGUGGGAGGACCAUCUGCAUUAAGACACAUGAGAGCGGCAGGAAGGAGAUCGAAGCAUUUGACGCCAGCAUCCUCAUGAUCAGAAACCCCUACAAAGCCCUUAUGGCAGAAUUUAACAGAAAAUAUGGCGGCCAUAUUGGAUUUGCCUCCCAAGCCCACUGGAGAGGGAAAGAGUGGCCCGAGUUUGUGAGGAACUAUGCCCCUUGGUGGGCGUCCCACACUUUGGACUGGCUGAAUUAUGGGAAGAACGUCCAGGUGGUCCACUUUGAGGAUCUGAAGAGGGACCUGUUCUCCAAGCUGAAGGGGAUGGUCCAGUUUCUGGAUUUGAAGGUUUCUGAAGAACGCCUGCUCUGUGUCGAAGGCCAGAAGGAUGGAAACUUCAAGCGAUCAGGGCUACGAAAGCUGGAAUAUGACCCCUAUACUCCUGAAAUGCGAGCGAACAUCAAUGAACUGAUCAGAACAGUAGACGCUGCCUUGAAGAAAAGGAAGAUGUCUGGAGUUCCAGAGGACUAUAUGCCUAGAUGAUGAAUGUGAUCCCCUUGUUUCUUUUUAUUUUCUUUCUUUACCCUCCUAUUUUCAGUUUGUUUUCCAUCUUAGUUCAUUUUCCCCAGCUUCAUGCAUUAAUAGAAGAGGCAGUUUUAACUGAUUAGGUUUGUUUUUCUCUUUGGCUGAAUGAAAAGGACUUCUUUUCCUGCUCUAUGCACAUGUGCUGUAGGCAUGUGCACAUGCCUUAACGUGAAGAAGGUCAUAGCUGUGACUAUAGAGAGGCUCGCCUGACAGUGCUGGGUGAUUUGUUGCCAGUGAAAAAAACAUUUAACACAAAAUAUAUUAUAAUACUGCAGUAUGAGCUUAUUUUGUGCAAAAGAGAAACAACGAUUAUGAGAAAUCAAAACAUUAAACUGUACGAAUCUUCUGCUGCUAUCAGAGUUACAGAACAAUAAUAUUUUAUAAAUUAACUUCUCUGAAAACUUUAAAAUGUUCAGCCCUUUGUCAGAGGGGAAAUGCAAUAUGCAGGCUAUAAUGAUGAUACUGUGUGUUUCCAAGUUUUUGUAAGUUAUUCAUCUUACUUUAUGUAAAAGGAGUCAUGUUUUCACUGAUAAAGAGGUAAAGAACGCUGAGCUCCUCAUAUUCAAGAAGAUUAACAAUCCCUCUUGAAGGCACUGACUCAAGGAGAGAAGAGGAUUUAUCUCGACAGCAUUUAUUUAUCUCUGGUGUGCAGUGCACAUGUUGACUAAAUUGUUUGUGAAUAUGUUUUUAUUAACACCGGACUCGAUGCAGAAAUCCAAAAAGCACUUCUCUGUGCAACACUUGCCCCAAAGAUCACUGAGGAAUUAGGCAUUACACUUGUGUUAUAGAUUGGAGUUUACCUUAGCAGUAGUGAUCGUUAUAGAUUUAUUUUAAUAACAGUUAAUCAUACUGAAUGUGAAAACUGAUUUUUUAAAAUUGCUUUGUUGUAAAAAGAGCUAUGAGACAGUUAAAGCUGUUGAUAAUUUCACUCUUCGUAAUAAAAAGAAAAUCCACAAAUGUGUGAAAAAUUCUGCUCAGAUUUAUAAGCAACACGUCUUAUUACGGUACUCAAUGUGCUAUGCCAUAUGCUUAGUAAUAAACAAAUAUAUAAAAAAAUGAUUACAUGAAUAUAUAAAUAAAUAAAACACUGAUGACUGAGAGCCAGAAAACAUGAACUGACAUCCAUUUUCAGUAUGAUAUAAAUAUAUUUUUAUAAUGUAUGCUGACACAUCAACAACAAUAUUUGUAUUGCAACAAGCAAAUGGGAGAAAUUGUUUCUAUUUUUAACACAUGCUUUAAACUUUAUUGGCCCUUGCUUUCAUUGACAAGCUGGCACUUUCUGAACAUGUGUCACAUUUGAAUGUAUUUUCUAUGGAAUGAAUGUCGUGAUAAGGCCCAAAUAAAUGAGUACAUACAA
This is a messenger RNA of Micropterus dolomieu (smallmouth bass), 4127 nucleotides long. RefSeq names its product WSC domain containing 2 (gene wscd2). Lineage: Eukaryota; Metazoa; Chordata; Actinopteri; Centrarchiformes; Centrarchidae. The record is from RefSeq and is a predicted model, not a curated record. The transcript has 9 exons. Gene Ontology annotation, molecular function: sulfotransferase activity. Bases 1025 to 2728 code for a protein of 567 amino acids.